AUGGGGACAGCCUUGGAAAGCGACGGCCGCUACUUCUCCGUGAGGGAGGAGAGCGACGUGGAGGACCUGCGCGACCGGCUGCUGCAGAAGGGCGUGACGUUCAGGUACCCCAAGGUUGAUAGUCUCACGGAGAACGAGAUCCUCGAGGACCCCUCUGAGACCGAAAAGAAAGAGUUCACAUCCGAGGGCCCAGUCGCCGGCGGCGUGCUGGCGGCAUUGGCGAUCGGCAUCGCGGACUCCGCGCUGGAGAUAGGUGGCGUGGCCCUCAUCACCGGCGGCGAGCUCGAGGGCCAGUCGCUGCUGGAGGGCAAGGAUAUUCCCCAGGUGAUCGCCGAAGACGCGGACCUUCUCAGCAAGGACAUCCGCUUCCUGGAGCGCGCGGCGCAGAACGCCGAGCGGGCGGUGGAGGCGGACCUGUCCUUCGCCAAGGACCUGGCGGAGAAGGAGGCGAGCGGCGCGGCGGCCUGGUUCGCCAGCGUCGGCGACUGGUGCCACAGGGUCGCCGACGGGCUCGUAGCCAACCACGCUCCUGGAGCCGGCGGUAUCAUCGAGGAUGCGUUCAUGCUCCUGCUGACAGGGGUGUCGCUCUAUUCGCUGUGGGAGAUGGCCUUCCUGAAGCGCAAAUCCAACUCUUUGGACGGCGCGGCGCACUUCGGGGUAGGCUGGCCCCUCGCUGCUGUCCUCCAGGACGGGGCGUUCCACACGGCCACGGGCGCCAUGCAGAUCGUCGUUGUCGUCUACGCCAUUCUCGAGGAGCGCUGCCUGCGGGAGGCGCCGGGUCCCGUCUGGGCGGUCGCCACCUUCAUCAUAUGCGCGGGGCUGGCGCCCUUGCCCGACCCGUCGCGGGCAGGGCGCAACCUCACCCGCGAGGGGAACGCGGGGCUCACCUCUCGUGCACUCUCGCAGUCCAGGAUGUCGGCCGCGGCCGUGCCCAGCCGCGGCGAUCGGGCCGCCCAGCCCGGGGCCACCGACGCGGGCGUCCUGCUGCAGACCGCAACGGCUUCGGCGGCAGGGCGAAGGGGGGGCAUCCUGGGGUCCGGGCUGUGCAUGGCCCUGGCGCUGCGUCCGCGACACGCCGCAGCCGGCGUGGUGGGCGCAGUGCUGCUCAGGCACGCCGACCUGGUGUAUCAGACCUUCCUGCAGCAGGCCGGGCUCUGGCAGGGUGCGGGCCACGCAGGUGCCGAGGCGGCCGCCCAGGCCGCCUACUCAGCCGCGGACGCGGCCAGCCUGGCCGCCGCAGCGGCGGCAGCGGCGGGCGAGGCCCUGACCAACUGGAGCGGGCCGCUGGAGGGCGUGAGCUGCCCACAGGCGCCAGCCUGCACCUGCUCGUGCCCGAAGGUGCCGGAGUGCCCACCCGAGGCGGACGGUGACGUGAAGGAGGGCUUGUGGCACCUGGCGGGAGGCGCGGUGGGCCACACCGUCCUGGUGCUGGGAGCUCCCCUGCGGGAGUCGCGCCCGACGGCCUCGGCUCCCCCGGGCGUGCCGCGCUGGCAGGGCCUGGCCGCCCUGCUCCUGGAGACAGGGCACGCCGCCGUGGAGGAGGAGUUCUGCAAUGAACUCCUCGUGGGGAGCUACGUGGCCGUGUUCUACACGGAAGAUGAUGUGUGGCAUGAGCGUCAAAUUUUGUUCCAGGUCGACGCCCAGCACUGGGUGGUGUACACCCCCGACGGCGACAUGUACAUAGAGAAUGUGAUGGCUGGGGAUCCCGACUCGGGUCCGUGCCGCGCGGCCAUCCUGCCUGCUGACGGCACCCUCCCGUUCUUCCUCAGGGGCAAGACCUACAGGUUCCGUGACUUCCCGGACGAGCAGCGGCUCCUCGACCUGAUCAAUGAGGGGUACCAGCUCGCCGUGUCCGAGGGCGGCGAGGUCGUGGGCCCGACGGCGUACACCGACGCCAUGGGGCAGAGGCAGCCGUUGGAGUUGCACGAGGGCAUCUACCGGCGUGCGCGCGGGCGCCCGCUACCAGCUCUGCCGCCUCCUCUUGAGCCCCCAGAGGGCGGAGACCUCCUCGUAGGGGGCACCCGCACUCCCGAGGUCCUCGACGCGGAUGUGGAGCUGGUGAACGAUGGAGGCCGCUGGGUGUCCCUCGUCACGAUCGGUUCCGUGCGCCGUGGCGACCCUGUGGAGCUCGAGACGGGAGACAAGGUGCUGGGCGAGCUGGCGCUCCACCGCAUGCCCAAUGGUGAGGUGAUCGCCGCGUGUCGUCCCGACUACCUGAGCAAAGUCGUGGAUGGAGGUUCGGCUGCCGACGGCGGCGACGCUCGAGUGCUCGCCCCCGUCUCCUAUGACCCAGGCGGGCGACGCUGGUGUGACUUUGCCAACGCUGUCAGCAAGAUGAGCACAGAGCCGAUGGAGGACUUCCCGCUUGAGGGCGAGAGGUCGGCGCUGUGGCUCUUCAAGUACGUUCGUGAUCACGGCGGCACGUUCGACGCCCGCCAGACCAAGUGGGCCACGGAGCAGAAGAUCGCCAUCGACUCCACCGCCUACCUUAUCCACGAUCUCGUGGGUCUGGCGCUGGAUCUCUCUGUGUGCUAUGACCAGUGCGAUGGCGGCAACCUGGCCAGUGUCGAGGUGCUGGCGCGGCUGUACCAGCUGGUGGAGGAGACCAACGGGACCCUCCAGCUGGAGGGCCUGGAGCACUACGUGGGCCGCGACCCCACAGGCGGCCUACGCCGCGGGGUCGCGCUCAACCCUGGGCUCGCGCACUAUGCGACCGACAAGAAGAGCAAGGAGACGGAGGUGAUGAAGCAGCGCCGCAAGGCUCGUGAGGAGUCGGCGGCGGCCAAGAAGGCCUCCAAGGGUGGCGGCAAGAAGGAUCAGGAGUGUUACACUGGUGGCUGCACUGCGCUGUCGCGGGGCACGGAGCAACGUGUUCGGCGGCGGCUCAAGGUCCAAGAGAGGACCGCCGAGACGAUUCGAGCCAUCAAUCGCCUGGCAGGUUUUGACACGCCCGAGGUGGAGUCCGUCGGGGAGCUGACCGGCCCCUCCGCCCUGGUCUACAGCGACGUGCGGGCGCUUCACGCGGCUCAUGCCCCCGAGCCGGUGAAUUCGAUCAGUCCGCAGGAAGCCUUUCAUGAGCUUCUCGGGGGCACGCCCUCGUCGUACAUGGAUGGCGACGAGGUCUCUCCAGUUCGGCCCUACUCGCGCGAGUUGGUGAGCUGGCCCAAGAGGGGCAACCGCCCGGCCCCGCUGCCGACGAACGCGCCACCGGACCUGCUCCGGUACAUGACAGAGGGCCAGCGAGAUGUGUGGCUGCGGCAGCCGCAGGAGGUGGCGCAGGUCCGGCAGGUUGAGGGCCUGCCGACGCUGUACGGCGACACAGUUUUGAAGGAGAAUCGCGACGCCUACAUCGGCUUCGUGAAGGAUGGCCUUGCUCGGGGGAUCUUCCGCCUGAGCCGCCGUCGGAAGGAAGCCGUCAAGGUCUUUUUCGUGAAGAAGAAGGACUCUAGCAUUCGGAUCGUUAUCGAUUGCCGACGGAGUAACCAACACUUUCGAGCCGCGCCGAAGGUCCACCUCUUCUCGGGCAGCAGCUUCGGGGAGGUCGAGGUCUCGGCGCACCAGCAGAUGUGGUACGCAGGGGGUGACGUUCAGAACGCCUUCUACCAGCACCAGUUGCCGUGCUGGCUGCAGCCCUACUUCGGCCUCGACUGCGUCCGGGCCUCGGAGCUGGGCGUUGCUGAGCUGGACGGCCAGGCCGUGCGGGGCGACCAGAUCCUGUACCCCCUGAUGAACGUGGUUCCGAUGGGGUGGAAGUGGGCCCUCUUCAUGGUGCAGCGGAUCCACGAGCAUGUUCUCGAUGGAGUUCCCGAGCCGGGGCCGCGGCGCCGAGCGGUCGACUUUCGGCCUCCGCCUCGAGUCGAGGACGGGGCGGUGCACACAGUGUAUGUGGAUAACGUGCUGAUCGAGGGGUUCGACCAAGCGGAGGUGGCACGACUCCGUGAGGCUGCAUGCGCCGCGCUGCAGCGGGCGGGCUACGCCACUCACGACGAGUCCGACGCUGCGGCGAGCAUGGAGAUGCUGGGCGUCGAGCAGACCGGCUGUCCAGGACGUGUGCAGGUGUCCGCGAAGCGCUACUGGCGGUUGUGGCAGGCGCUGGAGUGGAUCCGGCGCAGGCAGCCUCCUCUGAGCAGCCGUCAGCUUGAGCGUCUGAUUGGCCACUUCACUUUUGUGGCUCUCAUUCGGCGAGAGCUGCUUAGCACGUUGCGCGCCAGCUACGAUUUUUCCAGGGGUGAUUUUACCAAGCCCCGGAGCCUGUGGUCGGGCUAUCCGCUGACGGACAAGCGGCAGAAGACCGAGCCAGACGUGGAGAGCCUCCGUCGUGCCAACCAGCCUCCUCCUGGGCAUCCAAUCCUGGGCUUGCUGGAGGCCAAGAGCGCGAGCCUCGACAAGGAGCAGCAGCUGCGGGAGCGUCGUGCCGCACGUCGGCAGGACGUUCACGGGCCGCUCCGGGACACGACGAGGGGACCAGGCAUCACCGAGGAGGCCUCGCUGACGCAGAAGACACGAGAUCAGUAUCAACGACUACUUCACGAUUUUCAGGAGCGGCAGCAGAUGCAGGACCUGAGUGUGCAUCCCGCCAUCCUGGACGCGCAGAUCGUGAUAUACUUCGACAGACUUUUUCUGGAGGGAAAGGCCCCAUCAACGGGGGAGAAGCUCGUCGCGGCCAUCCAGUACGUAGUGCCGAGCUACAACGCCAAGGGCAUGAUGACCUUGCCGCGGGCGACCAGGGCCCUGCGCGGCUGGCGCCGUCUGGUGCCGCGCCGCACUCGGCGGCCCUUGCCCUGGGAGGUAGUGGCCGCCAUCGCGAUGGGGCUCCUCCGGGUCAACGGCCUGGGGAUGGCGCUCUGUUGGCUUCUCAUGGUGGACACAUACAUGCGACCGGGCGAGUGCCUCGACCUCCAGACAAGCCAGAUCCUACGAGGGAACGCACAACAGCACAUGGAGCGAGCUGCGAUCCCCCUGCAUCCCGCCGAGAAGGGAAUGCCCAGCAAGGUCGGGGCCGUCGACGAGAGUCUGAUCAUCAACCGGACCUGGCUCUCAGAUGCCCUGACCAAGUACGCAGCGAGCCGGCCCCAGCGGGGGCCCCUGUGGGACUUCACGCUCAAGGAGUUGAACGCCAGCUUCCUCGCCGCCUGCAUCCCCGCGGGCAUCAGCAGCCUGAAGCCGGUCCUCUACAUGGGCCGGCACUCGGGCGCCAGCCUGGACAGGCUGACCAACAGGCUGGACCUCGCCGAGGUGCAGCGUCGGGGCCGAUGGCGGACGGGAGCGUCGGUGCGACGCUACGAGAAGCGGGCGCUCGUGCAGGGGGUCUACAACGGGCUCGACCAGAGGUCCAAGGCCUACUGCAACAGGAGCGCCAGCGAGCUGGAGGCAGCGAUCGUUCGGGCCUGCGGCCACGUCAAGGGCAUCAGAGGUGCGCUUGCUGAGAUGAGGAUUGUUGGUGUAGACGAGGGGGUGAGUUUCUUGGACCAGCUGUCCGCACCUGCCACGGAGGAGCUUGCCGCGCGGUGUGAGUUCUUCCGGGGCCGUGGUGAGCGGUUGGCGGCCUCGCGCUUCUUUCACCUCCCAGACGGCUGGAUCUUCACGAGCUUCGUGAUGAUGUUUGGCACAGGGGUCCUCUCGUGGGCAUCAAGAGUCACAGUCCUGUGGGCGAUCGAGCUGCGUAGGGUAGCCAGCUGGAGGAAGAACCUCGCGAAAAACCCUCUCGUGGACGUGGCUGGCCCUCAAUAUUUCUCCCUCGGGGAGUGGCUGGAGGUCUGCAUUGUGUUCCUCGCCGCCCUGCUGCGGAGCUUCCACAAUGACUACUAUGGCAGUGACAAUUCCUUCCUGGAUGUCACUGGCGAGGAGGCGUGUGCCACUCUGGGCUGCGACACCUCCACCUUCGUCUCUUUCGACGAGCUCAACGGCUUCGCGGCGGUGUCCGUCGCCGCCAUGGAGCUUCUGAGCGAGGGCAUCCACGCGAUCGCUUGGUCCAUCGAGUACGAGUGGCUGUACUGGGUCGUCAUGCCCUUCUGGUUCUACAGCGUCAAGAAGCUCGCGGAGAGCUCCGAGUACAUCUUCGUGCUGCUGCCCGAGGGCACGCUGCCCGGAGACCUCCAGGAGAACGCGAAGAAGCGGCUGAAGGGCCUCAAGAAUGACACCCCCACGCUCGUGUACUCGAUCCUCAACUUCGCAGGCGCCGUCUUCGACAAUUUGUAUAUGGCCGUGUACACCUGGCGUGGCCCCGCCGGCUUCUGGGGGUGGUCUGCGCAGAACAUUCCAGCGGUCAACGACCACCUCCGCACGGGCCUCGUGAAGCCCGCCUUUGGCUCGCUGACGAUCUCUGUGCUGGCCGGGCGGGCGUUUAACAGAACGAGGAGCAGUUGA
Molecule: messenger RNA, 6366 nt
Organism: Prorocentrum cordatum
Lineage: Eukaryota; Dinophyceae; Prorocentrales; Prorocentraceae
Source: the annotation of a GenBank genome assembly